This is a messenger RNA of Arvicanthis niloticus (Nile rat), 12756 nucleotides long. RefSeq names its product bassoon presynaptic cytomatrix protein (gene Bsn). Gene Ontology annotation, cellular component: GABA-ergic synapse; axon; glutamatergic synapse. NCBI's taxonomy places the organism in Eukaryota, Metazoa, Chordata, Mammalia, Rodentia, Muridae. Gene Ontology annotation, molecular function: metal ion binding; structural constituent of presynaptic active zone. Gene Ontology annotation, biological process: protein localization to synapse; presynaptic active zone assembly. The record is from RefSeq and is a predicted model, not a curated record.
AUGGGCAAUGAGGCCAGCCUGGAGGGCGGCGCGGGCGAAGGGCCGCUGCCGCCCGGAGGCUCUGGUCUGGGUCCGGGCCCCGGAGCAGGGAAGCCGCCUUCAGCACUAGCUGGUGGCGGACAGCUCCCCGUGGCUGGCGCUGCGCGAGCGGCGGGACCCCCGACCCCUGGUCUCGGUCCGGUCCCCGGCCCUGGCCCCGGCCCUGGCCCGGGCAGUGUUCCCCGGAGACUGGACCCCAAGGAGCCCCUGGGUAGCCAGAAAGCAACUUCUCCAACCCCAAAGCAAGCUUCUGCUACUGCUCCUGGCAGAGAGAGCCCCCGAGAGACAAGGGCCCAAGGCCCAUCAGGCCAGGAGGCUGAAGGUCCCCGCAGAACACUGCAGGUAGAUAGCAGGACACAGAGAUCAGGACGGUCCCCCUCGGUGUCACCGGACAGAGGCAGCACUCCCACGUCACCUUACUCCGUCCCCCAGAUUGCCCCUCUUCCCAGCAGCACCCUGUGUCCAAUAUGCAAGACAUCGGACCUCACAUCAACCUCCAGCCAGCCAAACUUCAACACCUGCACCCAGUGUCACAACAAGGUCUGCAACCAAUGUGGGUUCAACCCCAACCCUCACCUCACCCAGGUGAAGGAGUGGCUCUGUUUGAAUUGUCAGAUGCAGAGAGCCCUGGGAAUGGACAUGACCACUGCGCCUCGGUCCAAGAGCCAGCAGCAGUUACACUCCCCGGCCCUGUCUCCUGCCCACUCCCCAGCCAAACAGCCUCUGGGGAAGCCAGAGCAAGAGAGAUCUCCUCGGGGCCCAGGGGCCACACAGUCUGGUGCCCGCCAGGCUGAAGCAGCCAGGGCCACCUCAGUGCCUGGGCCUACCCAGGCAACUGCCCCUCCAGAGGUGGGGAGGGUGUCUCCUCAGCCCCCUCUCUCCACCAAGCCUUCCACAGCUGAGCCCAGGCCACCUGCAGGAGAGGCCCAGGGCAAAAGUGCCACCACAGUGCCCUCUGGGCUUGGUGCUGGUGAACAGACCCAGGAGGGCCUCACCGGGAAGCUCUUCGGCCUUGGAGCAUCACUGCUGACCCAGGCGAGCACCCUUAUGUCUGUGCAGCCAGAGGCUGACACCCAGGGCCAGCCUUCCCCCAGCAAGGGACCACCCAAGAUUGUCUUCAGUGAUGCCAGCAAGGAGGCAGGUCCAAGGCCCCCAGGCUCAGGGCCUGGGCCUGGGCCAACACCUGGAGCCAAAACCGAGCCUGGGGCUCGAACAGGGCCUGGAUCAGGGCCUGGAGCCCUGGCAAAAACUGGAGGAACCGCCAGUCCAAAGCACGGCAGAGCAGAACAUCAGGCAGCAUCCAAGGCUGCUGCCAAGCCAAAGACUAUGCCGAAGGAAAGGGCCACCUGCCCACUGUGCCAAGCCGAGCUCAAUGUGGGUAGCAGGGGCCCAGCCAACUACAACACCUGCACUGCCUGCAAGCUCCAGGUGUGCAACCUGUGCGGCUUUAACCCAACCCCCCACCUGGUGGAGAAAACAGAAUGGCUCUGUCUGAACUGCCAAACUAAGCGGCUGCUGGAGGGCAGCUUGGGGGAGCCAGCCCCCCUGCCUCUGCCCACCCCACAGCAACCUCCUGCAGGAGUCCCUCACCGAGCAGCUGGAGCAGCCCCUCUGAAGCAGAAAGGGCCACAGGGGCUGGGCCAGCCCUCAGGCUCCCUGCCUGCCAAGGCCAGCCCUCAGGCCACCAAGGCUAGCCCUCAGGCCACAAAGGCCAGUCCUCAGGCCACCAAGGCCAGCCCUCAGGCCAAGCCUCUCAGGGCUUCUGAACCCAGCAAGACCUCUAGCAGUGCCCAGGAAAAGAAGACAGGGAUUCCUGCUAAAGCUGAGCCUGUGCCGAAGCCACCUCCAGAGACUACUGUGCCUCCUGGGACUCCUAAAGCAAAAAGUGGGGUGAAGAGGACUGACCCUGCCACCCCAGUUGUCAAGCCUGUUCCAGAAGCUCCCAAGAGUGGGGAGGCCGAGGAACCUGUCCCCAAGCCUUACUCUCAGGAUCUGUCUCGAAGCCCACAAAGCCUCAGUGACACAGGCUACUCCUCCGACGGCGUCUCCAGCUCCCAGAGUGAGAUCACAGGUGUUGUACAGCAAGAAGUGGAGCAGCUUGACAGUGCAGGGGUGACAGGCCCUCGUCCACCCAGCCCCUCAGAGCUCCACAAAGUGGGUGGUAGUAUGCGCCCUUCAGUGGAGGCCCAGGCUGUGGCUCCCAGUGCUGAAUGGAGCAAGCCACCCCGCAGCAGUGCUGUUGAAGACCAGAAACGGCGUCCCCACUCUCUGUCCAUCAUGCCUGAGGCCUUUGACUCUGAUGAGGAGCUGGGGGACAUUCUAGAGGAGGAUGACUCCUUGGCAUGGGGGCGUCAGAGGGAACAGCAAGACACAGCUGAGUCUUCAGAUGACUUUGGCAGUCAGCUGAGGCAUGACUACGUGGAAGACAGCAGUGAAGGCGGCUUGUCUCCCCUUCCGCCUCAGCCCCCAGCCAAGGCAGACAUGACGGAUGAAGAGUUCAUGCGGCGGCAGAUCCUAGAAAUGAGUGCCGAGGAAGACAAUUUAGAGGAAGACGAAGCUGCUGUCUCCGGGCGAGGUUUGGCCAAACACAGUGCCCAGAAGGCAAGUGCCAGGCCCAGGCCCGAAUCUAGCCAAGAAUCAGUAGCACUGCCCAAGAGGCGACUACCCCAUAAUGCCACCACAGGCUACGAGGAACUCCUGUCUGAGGCAGGCCCAGCAGAGCCCACUGAUGGCAGCGGAGCCCUUCAGGGAGGUCUCCGUCGCUUUAAAACCAUUGAGCUCAACAGCACAGGUAGCUAUGGUCAUGAGCUAGAUCUGGCCCAAGGUCCUGAUCCCAACCUGGACCGGGAGCCUGAGCUGGAGAUGGAGAGCCUUACAGGCUCACCUGAAGACCGCUCUCGUGGGGAGCACUCCUCUACGCUGCCGGCUUCCACGCCUAGCUAUACAUCUGGCACCUCCCCCACCUCCCUGUCUUCACUGGAGGAGGACAGUGACAGCAGCCCCAGCCGCCGGCAGCGGCUAGAAGAAGCGAAGCAGCAGCGCAAGGCCCGGCACCGGUCCCACGGGCCUCUGCUGCCCACCAUCGAGGACUCUUCCGAGGAGGAAGAGCUGCGGGAAGAAGAGGAGCUGCUGCGUGAGCAGGAGAAGAUGCGGGAGGUGGAGCAGCAGCGAAUUCGAAGCACAGCCCGCAAGACCCGGCGUGAUAAGGAAGAGCUUCGAGCUCAGCGGCGGCGUGAGCGCUCCAAGACACCACCUAGUAACCUGUCACCCAUUGAAGAUGCGUCCCCUACAGAGGAGCUGAGGCAGGCAGCAGAGAUGGAGGAGCUGCACCGCUCUUCCUGCUCUGAGUAUUCCCCCUCCCCCUCCCUGGACUCAGAGGCGGAGACCCUAGAUGGCGGCCCCACGCGGCUCUACAAGUCGGGCAGCGAGUACAACCUGCCGGCCUUUAUGUCUCUCUACUCACCAACUGAGACCCCUUCGGGCAGUUCCACCACGCCCAGUUCUGGACGGCCCCUUAAGAGUGCUGAGGAGGCCUACGAGGACAUGAUGAGAAAAGCUGAGCUGCUCCAGAGACAGCAGGUGGCAGGGGCCCGGGGACCCCAUGGUGGCCCCACUCAGCCCACAGGCCCCCGCAGCCAGGGCUCUUUUGAAUAUCAAGACACCCAAGAUCAAGACUAUGGCAGCAGGGUUUCUCAGCCUGCUUCAGAAGGCACGCCCGCAGGGCUCGGAGCAGCAGUGUACGAGGAGAUCCUUCAGACAUCCCAGAGCAUAGCCCGGAUGCGGCAGGCCUCCUCGCGGGAUCUGGCCUUCACUGAGGACAAAAAGAAGGAGAAGCAGUUUCUGGAUGCCGAGAGUGCAUACAUGGACCCAAUGAAGCAAAAUGGUGGCCCACUUACCCCUGGGACUAGCCCCACCCAGCUUGCUGCCCCUGUGUCAUUUUCCACUUCCACCUCCUCAGACAGCAGCGGGGGCCGAGUUAUUCCCGAUGUCCGAGUCACUCAGCAUUUUGCAAAAGAGCCUCAGGAUCCUCUCAAGCUACAUAGCUCUCCUGUCUCCCCCAGUUUGGCCUCUAAGGAGGUAGGCAUGACCUUCUCCCAGGGUCCUGGGCCUCCAGCCACCACAGCCAGCCUUCCACGAGGGUAUAUGACUCCAACCUCCCCAGCUGGCUCUGAGCGUAGCCCAUCAACGUCUUCCACAAUACAUAGCUAUGGACAGACCCCAACCACUGCUAACUAUGGGUCUCAAACGGAGGAGCUGCCUCACGCUCCCAGUGGCCCUGCUGGAAGUGGACGGGCCUCCAGAGAGAAGCCUCUGAGUGGGGGUGAUGGUGAGGUUGGUGCUCCCCAGCCUUCUCGGGGAUAUUCUUACUUUACAGGCUCUAGCCCACCUCUCUCUCCAUCUACCCCCUCGGAGAGCCCCACGUUCUCACCAGGCAAGCUGAGCCCAAGGGCCACGGCAGAGUUCUCUACACAGACGCCAAGCCUGACGCCUUCCUCUGACAUUCCACGAAGCCCUGGCAUGCCCUCCCCCAUGGUAGCCCAAGGCACACAGACACCACACCGACCUAGCACUCCUCGCUUGGUGUGGCAGCAGUCUUCCCAGGAGGCUCCUGUUAUGGUCAUCACUCUGGCAUCAGAUGCUUCUAGCCAGACCAGAAUGGUACACGCCAGUGCCUCUACUUCCCCGCUGUGCUCACCUACCGACUCUCAGCCCACCUCCCAUAGCUACAGCCAGACAACACCACCAAGUGCAUCUCAAAUGCCCUCAGAACCAGCUGGGCCACCUGGUUUCCCACGAGCACCCAGUGCUGGUGCAGAUGGGCCCCUGGCACUGUAUGGAUGGGGUGCCCUCCCUGCUGAAAACAUUUCAUUAUGCCGGAUCUCCUCUGUCCCUGGGACAUCUAGAGUUGAGCCAGGCCCCAGGCCCCCGGGCACUGCUGUGGUAGACCUUCGCACAGCCGUCAAGCCCACACCCAUUAUCCUUACUGACCAGGGUAUGGAUCUGACCUCUCUUGCUGUGGAAGCAAGGAAGUAUGGCCUUGCCCUGGAUCCAGUUCCAGGACGCCAGUCAACUGCUGUGCAGCCUCUAGUUAUUAAUCUCAAUGCCCAAGAGCAGACCCAUACCUUCCUGGCCACUGCCACCACAGUGAGCAUCACCAUGGCCUCCUCUGUGCUCAUGGCUCAGCAGAAGCAACCAGUGGUAUAUGGAGAUCCUUUCCAGAGCCGCCUUGACUUUGGCCAGGGUUCAGGUAGCCCUGUGUGUCUGGCCCAAGUCAAGCAAGUAGAGCAGGCUGUCCAGACAGCCCCAUACCGAGGUGGACCCAGGGGGAGACCCAGAGAGGCUAAGUUUGCCAGGUAUAACCUUCCCAACCAGGUAACACCUCUGGCCAGAAGGGACAUUCUGAUCACUCAGAUGGGCACCGCCCAGAGUGUGAGCCUGAAGCCAGGACCAGUGCCAGAACCUGGUGCUGAACCCCACCGGGCUACUCCUGCAGAGCUCCGGUCACAUGCUCUGGCAGGUACCAGGAAGCCACACACAGUGGUGGUGCAGAUGGGAGAGGGCGCGGCUGGCACAGUGACUACCCUGCUCCCAGAAGAGCCAGCGGGUGCCCUGGACCUCACCGGAAUGAGGCCUGAGAGCCAGCUGGCAUGCUGUGACAUGGUCUACAAGUUUCCCUUUGGCAGUAGCUGCACUGGCACCUUCCAUCCUGCCCCUAGCGCACCUGACAAGAGUGUGACAGAUGCUGCCUUGCCAGGCCAAAGCAGUGGCCCCUUCAGAGACCCUGAGCCCCCAGAGCCCCUCACCUUCCGGGCACAGGGGGUAGUAGGACCUGGGCCCCAUGAAGAACAGAGGCCCUAUCCACAGGGCCUGCCUGGCAGGCUAUACUCCUCCAUGUCUGAUACCAAUUUGGCCGAAGCUGGCCUCAACUACCACGCCCAGAGGAUUGGGCAGCUCUUCCAGGGCCCUGGGAGAGACUCGGCGGUGGAUCUCAGCUCACUGAAGCACUCUUACAGUUUAGGCUUUGCCGAUGGACGCUACUUAGGGCAGGGCUUACAGUAUGGCUCGUUCACAGACCUGCGUCACCCCUCAGACCUUUUGUCUCACCCACUUCCCAUGCGGCGCUAUAGCUCAGUGUCAAACAUCUAUUCAGACCACCGGUAUGGCCCACGGGGAGAUGCAGUUGGCUUUCAGGAGGCCAGCCUGGCUCAGUACAGUGCCACCACAGCCCGAGAGAUCAGCCGCAUGUGUGCAGCCCUCAACUCCAUGGACCAGUACGGUGGGCGGCAUGGCAGUGUAAGUGGCGGGCCUGACCUCGUGCAGUACCAGCCCCAGCAUGGGCCUGGACUCAAUGCUCCACAGGGUCUGGCUCCCCUUAGAUCUGGCCUCCUUGGCAACCCCACCUACCCAGAAGGGCAACCAAGCCCUGGGAACCUUGCUCAGUAUGGGCCUGCGGCAAGCCAAGGAACAACAGUCAGACAGUUGCUCCCAUCCACAGCGACAGUGCGUGCAGCUGAUGGCAUGAUCUACUCGACUAUCAAUACCCCGAUUGCUGCAACGCUGCCCAUCACCACCCAGCCUGCCUCAGUACUGCGGCCCAUGGUGCGUGGUGGCAUGUACAGGCCUUACGUAUCUGGUGGAGUCACAGCUGUGCCCCUUACCAGCCUGACCCGGGUGCCCAUGAUUGCUCCUCGGGUACCUCUUGGACCAGCGGGGUUAUACCGCUAUCCUGCACCAAGUCGAUUCCCCAUAGCUUCCAGCGUGCCACCUGCUGAAGGACCUGUCUAUCUGGGAAAGCCUGCUGCUGCCAAGGCCUCCGGGGCAGGAGGUCCACCAAGGCCUGAGCUACCAGCAGGGGCCGCUCGUGAAGAACCUCUUUCUACAACUGCCCCUGCUGUCAUCAAGGAAGCCCCCGUGGCCCCGGGCCCAGCCCCACCACCUGGUCAGAAGCCAGCAGGAGACGCUGCUGCUGGGAGUGGAGCCCUCAGCCGGCCUCCGGUGGAGAAGGAGGAAGCCUCUCAGGAGGACCGGCAGCGGAAGCAGCAGGAGCAGCUGCUGCAGCUGGAGCGGGAACGGGUAGAGUUGGAAAAGCUGCGACAGUUGCGGCUGCAGGAAGAGCUGGAGCGGGAGAGGGUGGAGCUGCAGAGGCAUCGUGAGGAGGAGCAGCUGCUGGUGCAGCGAGAGUUGCAGGAGCUCCAGACCAUCAAGCAUCACGUGCUGCAGCAGCAGCAAGAAGAGCGCCAGGCUCAGUUUGCACUGCAGCGUGAGCAGCUGGCGCAGCAGCGGCUGCAGCUAGAGCAGAUCCAGCAGUUGCAGCAGCAGCUGCAGCAGCAGCUAGAGGAGCAGAAACAGAGGCAGAAGGCUCCCUUUCCCGCAACAUGUGAGGCACCUAGCCGAGGGCCUCCCCCCGCUGCUACUGAGCUGGCCCAGAAUGGCCAGUAUUGGCCACCUUUGACCCACACAGCCUUCAUUGCCGUGGCAGGAACCGAAGGGCCCGGACAACCUCGUGAGCCUGUGCUGCACAGGGGCCUUCCCAGCUCCGCCUCAGACAUGUCACUGCAAACUGAGGAGCAGUGGGAGGCUGGCCGUAGUGGCAUCAAGAAACGUCACUCUAUGCCACGCCUGAGAGAUGCCUGUGAGCCGGAGUCGGGACCUGAUCCCAUCACGGUCAGGAGAAUUGCAGACAGCAGUGUUCAGACAGAUGAGGAGGAGGGUGAGGGCCGCUACCUUCUGACCCGCAGGCGCAGGACACGGCGCAGUGCCGACUGCAGUGUGCAGACAGACGACGAAGACAAUGCCGAAUGGGAGCAACCUGUCCGCCGCCGCAGGUCUCGUCUUUCCCGUCACUCAGACUCAGGCUCUGACAGCAAGCACGAGGCCGCCGCCUCCUCAUCCACUGCCACCGCUACUGCGAGGGCCAUGAGCAGUGUGGGCAUCCAGACAAUCAGUGACUGCUCUGUACAGACUGAGCCUGAGCAGCUGCCCAGGGUCUCUCCAGCCAUCCACAUCACAGCUGCCACUGACCCAAAGGUGGAGAUUGUCAGAUACAUAUCAGCACCAGAAAAGACUGGGCGAGGGGAGAGCCUGGCCUGCCAGACGGAACCGGAUGGGCAGGCUCAGGGUGUGGCUGGGCCACAGCUCGUAGGACCAACUGCCAUCAGCCCCUACCUACCUGGCAUCCAGAUAGUCACCCCAGGAGCCCUGGGCAGAUUUGAAAAGAAGAAGCCAGAUCCUCUUGAGAUCGGGUACCAGGCCCACCUGCCCCCGGAGUCCCUGUCGCAGCUUGUGAGCCGCCAGCCUCCUAAGUCUCCACAAGUGCUCUACUCGCCAGUGUCACCACUGUCCCCACACCGGCUCCUGGACCCCUCCUUUGCUUCCAGUGACAGGCUGAACAAGACUCACGUGAGUCCCCAGAAGCAAUUCAUAGCUGACAGCACUCUUCGCCAACAGACUCUGCCUCGCCCCAUGAAGACCCUGCAGCGGUCCCUGUCCGACCCUAAGCCCCUGAGCCCCACCGCCGAGGAGUCUGCCAAAGAGAGAUUCUCCCUCUACCAGCACCAGGGGGGACUAGGUAGCCAGGUGUCGGCGCUACCACCCAACGGCCUGGUCCGCAAGGUGAAGCGGACACUGCCCAGCCCCCCUCCAGAGGAAGCUCACCUUCCCCUGGCUGGCCAGGUGCCCUCACAGCUGUAUGCAGCCAGUCUGCUGCAGCGAGGGUUGGCGGGGCCCACCACCGUCCCUGCUACCAAGGCCAGCCUGCUCCGGGAGCUGGACCGGGACCUGCGGCUGGUGGAGCAUGAGUCCACCAAGCUGCGCAAGAAGCAGGCGGAGUUGGACGAGGAGGAGAAGGAGAUUGAUGCCAAGCUCAAGUACCUGGAGCUGGGCAUCACCCAGCGCAAAGAGUCGUUGGCCAAAGACCGGGGUGGCCGUGACUACCCACCUUUACGUGGCCUUGGUGAGCAUCGUGACUACCUGUCUGACAGCGAGCUCAACCAGCUGCGGCUCCAGGGUUGUACCACACCCGCUGGUCAGUAUGUGGACUACCCUGCCUCAGCUGCUGUGCCUGCCACCCCCUCUGGCCCCACUGCCUUCCAACAGCCCCGGUUCCCACCUGCAGCCCCACAGUAUACUGCAAGCAGUGGUGGACCAACUCAGAAUGGAUUUCCAGCCCACCAGGCACCUACCUACACUGGCCCUAGCACGUACCCAGCACCUACCUACCCUCCUGGGACUAGUUAUCCAGCUGAGCCUGGCCUGCCAAGCCAACCGGCUUUCCACCCCACAGGCCAUUACGCAGCCCCAACACCCAUGCCAACCACGCAGAGCGCCCCCUUUCCAGUCCAAGCUGACAGUCGUACUGCCCAUCAGAAGCCACGUCAGACUUCACUGGCUGAUCUGGAACAGAAGGUUCCCACCAAUUACGAGGUGAUUAGCAGCCCUGCGGUAACCAUGUCGUCAGCCCCCUCUGAAACUGGCUACAGUGGUCCAGCUGUGAGCAGCAGCUAUGAGCAGGGUAAAGCCCCUGAGCAUCCCCGGGGCAGUGACCGAAGCAGUGUGAGCCAGAGCCCAGCCCCUACUUAUCCCUCUGACUCCCACUACACCAGUCUGGAGCAGAACGUUCCUCGAAACUAUGUGAUGAUCGAUGACAUCAGUGAGCUGACGAAGGACAGCACUCCCACUGCCUCAGAUAGCCAAAGGCUGGAGCCUUUGGGGCCAGGUGGAGUCAGUGGGCGCCCUGGGAAGGAUCCUGGAGAACCAGCUGUCCUUGAGGGACCCACUCUGCCCUGCUGCUAUGGCAGAGGUGAGGAAGAAUCUGAGGAGGACUCAUAUGACCCCCGUGGGAAAUCUGGUCAUCACCGGAGCAUGGAGAGCAACGGCCGGCCAGCUAGCACCCACUAUUACAGUGACAGUGACUAUAGACAUGGGGCUCGAGCAGACAAGUAUGGGCCAGGACCCAUGGGGCCAAAGCAUCCCUCUAAGAGCCUGGCCCCAGCUGCCAUCUCCUCAAAGCGCAGCAAGCACCGGAAGCAAGGCAUGGAGCAAAAGAUUUCCAAGUUCUCCCCUAUCGAGGAGGCCAAGGAUGUGGAAUCAGACCUGGCCUCCUAUCCCUCACCCACCGUCAGCAGCAGCCUGACCUCUCGGGGCAGAAAGUUCCAGGAUGAAAUCACCUAUGGGCUCAAGAAGAAUGUGUAUGAACAGCAGAGGUACUAUGGGGUGUCCAGCCGGGACACAGUAGAGGAGGAUGACCGUAUGUAUGGUGGCAGCAGCCGGUCCCGAGUGGCAUCGGCAUACAGUGGGGAGAAGCUGUCCAGCCAUGAUUUCAGCAGCCGAGGCAAAGGGUAUGAACGGGAACGGGAGACUGCAGAGCGACUUCAAAAGGCGGGCCCCAAGCCCUCAUCCCUGAGCAUGGCCCAUGGCCGGGCACGGCCCCCCAUGAGGAGCCAGGCCUCUGAAGAGGAGAGCCCUGUCAGCCCCUUAGGGCGGCCCCGUCCCGCAGGGGGCACUCUCCCUCCUGGGGAUACCUGCCCACAGUUCUGCUCCAGCCACUCCAUGCCUGAUGUCCAGGAGCAUGUCAAGGAUGGACCACGGGCCCAUGCAUAUAAGCGUGAGGAGGGCUACAUCUUGGAUGAUUCCCACUGCGUGGUUUCUGACAGCGAAGCGUAUCACCUGGGCCAGGAGGAGACAGACUGGUUUGAUAAGCCCCGAGAUGCCCGCUCCGACCGGUUCAGGCACCAUGGGGGCCAUACAGUCUCCUCCUCCCAGAAGCGAGGCCCUGCCAGGCACAGCUACCAUGACUACGAUGAGCCCCCUGACGAGGGCCUAUGGCCUCAUGAUGAGGGUGGUCCAGGCCGGCAUACCUCAGCCAAGGAACACCGGCACCACAGUGACCACGGGAGGCACUCAGGCCGCCAUGCUGGUGAGGAGCCAGGACGGCGUGCUGCCAAACCACAUGCUCGGGACAUGGGUCGCCACGAGACCAGGCCUCAUCCUCAGGCCAGCCCUGCCCCUGCCAUGCAGAAGAAGGGUCAGCCUGGGUACCCCAGCUCUGCUGAUUAUUCACAACCAUCCCGUGUUCCAUCAGCAUACCACCAUGCCUCUGACAGCAAAAAGGGCUCCCGGCAGGCCCACUCUGGGCCUUCUGCCCUGCAGCCAAAGCCAGAAGCCCAGGCACAGCCACAGAUGCAAAGCCGGCAGGCGGUUCCAGGACCGCAGCAAUCACAGCCACCAUCAUCCAGGCAGACGCCCUCAGGCACAGCAUCACGCCAGCCACAGACACAGCAGCAGCAACAACAACAGCAGCAGCAGCAGCAGCAACAGCAAGGUCUUGGACAACAAGCUCCCCAGCAGGCCCCAUCACAGGCUCGGCAACAGAGCCAGCCAACCCCCCGGGGCACAGGCCCUGCUGCCAGCCAGCCAGCAGGGAAACCUCAGCCGGCCCCCACCACAGCCCCAGGGCCCCAGCCAGCAGGACUGCCACGUGCAGAACAGGCAAGCAGCUCCAAACCUGCAGCCAAAGCGCCCCAGCAGGGGCGGGCUCCUCAGGCCCAGCCAACUCCAGCACCUGGACCUGCAGGGGUGAAGCCUGGAGCCAGGCCUGGGGCCACCCCAGGGGCUCCCACUGGUCAGCCAGGGGCAGAAGGAGAGAGUGUAUUCUCUAAGAUCCUCCCUGGUGGGGCAGCAGAGCAAGCUGGAAAGCUGACAGAAGCUGUCUCUGCUUUUGGCAAAAAAUUUUCCUCGUUCUGGUGAUUGUGUCCAGAAGGGCUCCUGAAGACCUGAAGAAAGACAAUCUCAUUGCUGUGGAAAAAUCUCUGGAGUCAAAGGUCUGGGCGCAGCUCUGGACUCUGCGUAUAACGCAUCUACAAGCUGGCAAACCUUUGGCCCAAAGAUUCACACCAGGUGGGCCCCAGCAGGCAGGCCUCAGCCGAGCAUGAGAAUGACAUGUUUUCUAACAGCAGCGACCUAGGUGAAGCAUCUGCUGGACCAAUGGGACCAUUGGCUUGGGGGACCUUUCAUGUCUUUCAAGAGACCCUGCCUUACUCAGGCCAGCUGUCCUUGGGAGAGAGGAGCCCUCCUCACCAGAAUGUGGUCGUGCUGUGUCUGUCUGCUGCUCUUCCCGCAGCCUCCUGCGGCCUGGCCAGCCAGGCUUCCAAUGCGUUAUACACAGAGUUUGGGUGCACACUGCCCUCCCUCUAAGAUGCCAGAAGUUUUUUCCACAGCCUUGGAGAGGGGCUUUGACUGAGGGCUGGGGCCCUGGGCUCCGAUUCCUUCACAUUCCAGCUGGCCCGGAUCCCUCUGUGGCCAUAAGGCCUUGCCCCUUUCACCCUGCCCUAUGGGUGACACUGGAGCAGGACCUCUGCAUGGCCAGCAUGGGUUUGGGAGAACUUUACAAACACUAGGACCUAACACUGUCUCAUCGCUGAAAUAAGAGGCCAUAGCACCGAAAAAGCAGCGUGGGCACCGGCUGAGGCUCCUCCCAGCCCGUGGAUGGCAGCGUAACUAGGCAUGCCUGCCAUCACCUUAAAGCCAUCCCCCCAGCCAUUGUGAGCAUCCCAGCAGCAUCACCACUGUCUCACCCAGCCGGUUCCCGGCUCCUCAUCUGUACACCUGGGGAUUUCUUUUGAUUUCAAGAACAGCCUUAAUCAUUCCAGUUUAAUUUACAUGUAUACCUCAUGAACAUUUUUUUUGUUUUAUUUUUCUUUCUCUCCCCUUCUUUUCUUU